AUGAAUUUCUUUCGAGGUGGUUCUGGAAGCUCAGAAACGUUCUGGACGACGACGGGCAUGUUCCCGCAGGAACUCAUCGUUGGGUUUCCUGCGCGCGUGAGGAUCAGCAGAGUCGCAAUCCAGUGUUCGCAGGUGCGGACUUUAAGGAUUGAAAGAAGCGUAUCUAAAGACCCGGUGGGUUUUGAAGAGUGCAUUGAAAAAGAUUUGCAACACACAGAAGGACAGCUUCAAAUGGAAGAAUUUUCACUUCCUGAUUUCCAAGCCACUUACUUGCGUUUCAUCAUCAAAUCUGCUUUUGAUCAUUUUGUAUCAGUGCACCGGGUGAUGGCAGAGGGCACAGCAGAAAACACUUAA
This is a messenger RNA of Opisthocomus hoazin, 354 nucleotides long. Lineage: Eukaryota; Metazoa; Chordata; Aves; Opisthocomiformes; Opisthocomidae. The record is from RefSeq and is a predicted model, not a curated record.